GUGAAUUAACAUGGAAAGAGGUGCGUACGGGGCGGCCAAGGCCGGGGGUAGUUUCAACCUCGAGCAGUUUCUACGACGACCGGAAACCAUUUUCAGGAUCUGUGCUUGUCUCUUUGCUAUGAUUGUUUUUGCCUGUAUUGUGAGUGAAUAUCCAAGUGACAGAGAAGGCAAGUUAUUUUGUAUCUUUGGUCGCAACAAUGAUGCCUGCCAUUAUGGGGUAGGCAUUGGAGUUCUGGCCUUCAUUGGGUCCCUGGUGUUUCUGGGCCUGGAUAUCUACUUCCCAACAUUGAACAAUGCCAACUACCGCAAAUACUUGGUGCUAGGAGACCUGGGAUUCUCUGGACUGUGGAGCUUCCUAUGGUUUGUGGGAUUUUGUUUUUUAACGAAUCAGUGGUCAAUAACAGAUCCACAUAGCUAUUUAACUGGAGCAGACAAUGCACGGGCUGCCAUCGCAUUCAGCUUCUUUUCUAUUCUUACAUGGAUCCCACUGGCUUUUCUAGCAUACAAGAGGUACACAGCAGGAGUGGAUGAUUUCAGUACAGACUAUGUGGAUCCAUCCCAGGACACCACCACACCUUACUCCAGCUACCCAAACACUGUUAGUGACAGCUACCAGCAGCCCCCUUUUACCCAGAACUCCGACACAGGAGAGUAUCAACCACCAGCAUACUGAGCAGACCUCUACUGCAAAAGCUCAGCAAGAAAAGUGAUCAGCCACGGAUCCAGUGGUUGAAAAGAGUUUAUUUUUUAUUUUUGUUUAAAUAACAUAAGAUUCUAAACCUGGA
Molecule: messenger RNA, 785 nt
Organism: Bombina bombina (fire-bellied toad)
Lineage: Eukaryota; Metazoa; Chordata; Amphibia; Anura; Bombinatoridae
Product: synaptogyrin-2-like
Exons: 1
Coding region: 11-673 (220 amino acids)
Cellular component (GO): neuromuscular junction; synaptic vesicle membrane
Source: RefSeq, a predicted model, not a curated record